Molecule: messenger RNA, 1347 nt
Organism: Lemur catta (Ring-tailed lemur)
Lineage: Eukaryota; Metazoa; Chordata; Mammalia; Primates; Lemuridae
Gene: PARD6G
Product: par-6 family cell polarity regulator gamma
Exons: 3
Coding region: 151-1257 (368 amino acids)
Biological process (GO): centrosome cycle; regulation of cellular localization; establishment or maintenance of cell polarity
Cellular component (GO): cell cortex; nucleus; apical plasma membrane
Molecular function (GO): protein kinase C binding
Source: RefSeq, a predicted model, not a curated record
GCCGGCCCGUCGCACUCGGAGCUGCCCCGCCGCCGAGCCAGCGCGGACUGGGGCCGGGCGGACGGCGGGGGCUGGGGGCGCUGCCCCCAGGAGUCUUUUUGUGGCCCCAGAGGAGAGAGGGCAAAAGCGAGGCUGACCGGGGCCGAAAUCAUGAACCGGAGUUUUCACAAGUCUCAGACCUUGCGCUUCUACGACUGCAGCGCGGUGGAAGUCAAGAGCAAGUUUGGGGCGGAAUUCCGAAGGUUCUCCUUGGACCGGCACAAGCCUGGGAGGUUUGAGGACUUCUACAAGCUGGUUGUGCACACCCACCGCAUCUCCAACAGCGACGUGACCAUCGGCUACGCAGACGUGCACGGCGACCUCCUGCCCAUCAACAACGAUGACAACUUCUGCAAGGCGGUCUCCAGCGCGAAUCCACUGCUCAGGGUCUUCAUCCAGAAACGAGAAGAGGCGGACCACUACAACUUCGGGGCGGGCACCCUGUCGAGGAAGAAGAAGGUGCUGGUGGCGCUGCGGGACGAGGGCCUGCGCCGGCGCGCGCACCUGGACAUCAGCAUGCCGCACGACUUCCGCCCGGUGUCCUCCGUCAUCGACGUGGACAUCCUCCCCGAGACGCACCGCCGCGUGAGGCUGUACCGGCACGGCUGCGAGAAGCCGCUGGGCUUCUACAUCCGCGACGGCAUCAGCGUGCGGGUGACGCCGCACGGGCUGGAGAAGGUGCCGGGCAUCUUCAUCUCGCGCAUGGUGCCCGGCGGCCUGGCGGAGAGCACCGGGCUGCUGGCCGUGAACGACGAGGUUUUGGAGGUGAACGGGAUCGAGGUGGCGGGGAAGACGCUGGACCAGGUCACGGACAUGAUGAUCGCCAACAGCCACAACCUCAUCGUCACCGUCAAGCCCGCCAACCAGAGGAACAACGUGGUGCGCGGCAGCCGCGCGCCCAGCAGCGCGGGCCAGUCCUCGGACGGCGCAGGCCCGCCGGCCCCCCACGUCCUGCAGAACUUUCACCCCGACGAGGUGGAGAGCGACGAGGAUGCUGACAUUGUCAUCGAGGGGAACGCGGCGCCCCCGGGCGGCCUCACCCGCGCCAACGGCACCGGCCUGGUGCCCCGACGGCCGCGGGACGCGCCCCUGGACAGCUUGGGACGCGAGGGCGGCGGCCUCCACCGAAUGCUCAGCGCGCUGCAGCCGGACCCGCGCCACAGCCUGGUGCUCCCGCGCGGCGGCGUGGAGGAACACGGGCCGGCGCUCACGCUCUAGCGGUGCUGGGGUCCCCCAAACCCCGCGGGGCACACGGUGGAGGAGCACGGGCCGGCGCUCACGCUCUAGCGGCGCGGGGGUCCCCCAAAC